AUGCAUGGCACCAGCUGGCUGGGUGCUGUGCUCUUCCUUGGGGUACAGCUCCGAGCACUGUGGCCUGCGGCAGCCAUGGAAGUUCACACUUCCAAGGAGGUGAAUGCUGUGAACGGCACUAACCUGCGGUUGAAAUGCACCUUUUCCAGCAGCAGCCCUAUUAGCCAGCAUCUGUCCGUGACCUGGAACUUCCAGCCUGAGGACCUGAGCUCUCAUGAGCUAGUAUUAUAUUACCUGCAGGAGCCCUACAACCUGCCUGAAGGACGGUUUAAGGAGCGAGUCACCUGGGAUGGGAAUAUUGAGCGUAAUGAUGUUUCCAUCAUGAUCUGGAAUUUGCAGCCCACUGACAACGGGACAUUCACCUGCCAGGUGAAGAACCCACCAGAUGCUGAUGGGGUGAUUGGUGAAGUGCGACUCAGAGUUGUGCAGAAAGUGCAUUUCUCAGAAAUCCACUUCCUGGCAGUGGCCAUUGGGUCUGCUUGUGUUCUGAUGAUCAUUGCAGUGACAGUUGUGAUUAUCUGUCGACACCAUCGGAAGAAAGCACAGGAGAAGAGGAUCGAGGUGACAGGAACUGAACUUAAAGAAAAGGAGAGUCUGAAGACAAGAGAAGAAAAGGAAGACCGUCCAUUAGAAGACUAA
Nestor notabilis (Kea) is the source of this 639-nucleotide messenger RNA. RefSeq names its product myelin protein zero-like 2 (gene MPZL2). Lineage: Eukaryota; Metazoa; Chordata; Aves; Psittaciformes; Psittacidae. Gene Ontology annotation, cellular component: membrane. Bases 1 to 639 code for a protein of 212 amino acids. The record is from RefSeq and is a predicted model, not a curated record. Gene Ontology annotation, biological process: cell-cell adhesion. The transcript has 5 exons.